GAAUACUUUAUAACAAUUUCAAAAAUUACAAAAUAAUCUUUAUUAGAGAUUUUUAAACUUUUGCAUGACGUCUAUGGAAAAGUUAGUGAAUUAACAACAAAAGUCGAUCGCUUCAAUAUGGAAAUGAUUUCUGUAAGGAACGAGGUUACUUCCAUAAAAGCUAAAGUUUACGGAGAAAUAUCCAUUGAGCGUGAAAUAGUUCCUCGCUCUCCUUUCUCAACUUUAGAAGAAAUUAAUAACCUUGAAGAAAAACUUAAGAACGAAGAAGUAUUUAAAAAAUUUGUUCAUGAAAUUUGCACCAAUGGAGAGAAGUCGUACGAUAAAUUUAUAAGAAGCUCGUGGCGGUCAUUGUUUGAAGACACGUUAGCGCAGCAGUUUUCAUGGCGUGGGACAGGGGCAAAAAAAUGCAUAAGAGGGAUGAAUUUGGCCUUGGCAAUUUGA
This is a messenger RNA of Rhagoletis pomonella (apple maggot), 441 nucleotides long. RefSeq lists its product as uncharacterized. Bases 118 to 441 code for a protein of 107 amino acids. The record is from RefSeq and is a predicted model, not a curated record. Lineage: Eukaryota; Metazoa; Arthropoda; Insecta; Diptera; Tephritidae. The transcript has 2 exons.